UUCCGUUACCCCCGCCACUUCUCUUCUAGGGUUUUUCCUAGGGUUUUAGUAAGCUCACACCCAAAAUCAAUCGCGAUGGCUACCAGUCUCCUCGAAACAAGUCCAUUCUCCGAAGAAGAAGACGACGAUGACGAACAAGACCCAAAGAUCGAAGCUUGGGGCGAUUGGGAAUCCGACGGGGACGAAUCGCCUCCCGAUUACUUGUGCUUGCUGUGCGAUUCACGAUUCAAUUCGACUGAGAAUUUGUUCAAUCACUGCAAGUCUCAACAUUUCUUUGAUUUUCAUGGAAUGGUUAGAGAUUUGGGAUUGGAUUUCUACGGUUCGAUGAAGCUCAUCAACUACAUCAGAUCUCAGGUUGCUGGGAACAAAGAUGCCCAGGCUCAUUUGCAUGAGCUGGUUAGAUAUGAGAAGAAUGGGAAGUUAGUUUGGGACGAUGAUGUGUAUCUCAAGCCUUUUAUGGUGGAUGAUGCGCUAUUGCAUAGUUUUCUCGGCGACAACGAUGAUGAUGAUGAUGAUGAUGACUGUAGUGAAAUGAUUAGUAGAGAGGAUGUCAUGAAAGAGUUGGCGAUUGAUGGAGAUUUGGCUGAAAAAGAGGUUUUGAUAGAGAGCAUACGUAAAGAUUUUGAUGAAAUUAUGCCUAAUGGAAGUGGACAUAAGAAUCAGAAAGAUAAGCAACUAAGGGUUUCGGUUGCUAAUGUUGCUGCUAGAGAAAUUAAGAACGUGAAUGAAAACUAUUUUGGAGCUUAUGGCUCUUUUGGGAUUCAUAGAGAGAUGCUCAGUGACAAGGUCAGAACCGAUGCUUUUAGAGAUGCAAUUUUGCGUAAUCCUUCUCUAUUGAAGCAAGCAACUGUUUUGGAUAUUGGUUGUGGCACAGGAAUUCUAAGUCUAUUUGCAGCUCAAGCUGGGGCUUCGAGGGUAAUUGCAGUUGAAGCAAGCAUGAAGAUGGCUUCAGUGGCUACUCAGAUUGCAAAAGAUAAUGGCUUGUUAUCAGAGGAAGGCAGAAAAGGAGAGGAAAAACAGAAUUCUGGUGAAAUCAGUGUAGUGCAGACUAUGGCAGAAGAUCUUGACAAAUGUAUACAAAUUCAGCCUCAUAGUGUCGAUGUGUUAGUGAGUGAAUGGAUGGGCUAUUGUCUAUUGUAUGAGUCAAUGCUUAGUUCAGUUCUCUAUGCACGUGAUCGUUGGUUAAAACCUGGUGGAGCCAUUCUCCCGGAUACUGCGACAAUUUUCAUUGCUGGAUUUGGGAAAGGUGGAACAAGUUUACCCUUUUGGGAAAAUGUGUAUGGUUUCAACAUGUCGUGCAUUGGCAAAGAAGUUGUAGAGGAUGCUGCUAAAGCCCCCAUUGUUGAUGUAGUGGAUAGUAAAGAUAUAGUAACGAAAUCAGCUGCACUCAAGUUCUUGGAUCUGGCGACCAUGAGCCCGGACGAUAUGGACUUCACAGCAACCUGCGAGUUGGAGCUCAAACCCAACCUUCAAGAAACCACCAGCGUCGAAAAAUCAAGAACAGUCUGGUGCCAUGGAAUCGUCCUCUGGUUUGAGACAGGUUUCACGAGCAGAUUCUGCAAAGAGACGCCUGUUGUCCUGUCCACAUCUCCAUACGAGCCAAGAACUCACUGGUCCCAAACCAUCUUCACUUUUCGAGAACCGAUAGCAAUGGCCACAGAAAAUCAUGCCAUCUCUGACUCUGCUGUGGCUGUUGGCUCUGAGGGUUGUCCUGCUGUCAGGAUUAGGUCGAGGAUCAGCAUUGUUCGAUCAUCACAACACCGAAGUAUAGAUGUAUCCAUGGAGACUACUGGGAUUGGCUUUGAUGGCAGGAAAAAUAGUUGGCCAGUUCAAUUGUUCAACUUGUAAUUCAAUUGUAUUUUAGUCAUCUUUGAUCUGAUGAAAACUUGGCAUAUUUGCACUUGUGCGUUGAUAACUGAUUCAUUUUUACUCUUGUAAUUUGAAGUCACGAAACCAGUGUGCAUUGUGCAAGGUCAUACAGAUUUGAAUAAUCUAGUAAAAUAAGGAACCUUGCAUGAAUUCAA
Molecule: messenger RNA, 2024 nt
Organism: Asparagus officinalis (garden asparagus)
Lineage: Eukaryota; Viridiplantae; Streptophyta; Magnoliopsida; Asparagales; Asparagaceae
Product: probable protein arginine N-methyltransferase 3
Exons: 7
Coding region: 76-1848 (590 amino acids)
Biological process (GO): peptidyl-arginine methylation
Molecular function (GO): protein-arginine N-methyltransferase activity
Source: RefSeq, a predicted model, not a curated record